Molecule: messenger RNA, 1702 nt
Organism: Lycium ferocissimum
Lineage: Eukaryota; Viridiplantae; Streptophyta; Magnoliopsida; Solanales; Solanaceae
Product: methyl jasmonate esterase 1-like
Exons: 4
Coding region: 572-1471 (299 amino acids)
Biological process (GO): jasmonic acid metabolic process; salicylic acid metabolic process
Molecular function (GO): methyl indole-3-acetate esterase activity; methyl salicylate esterase activity; methyl jasmonate esterase activity
Source: RefSeq, a predicted model, not a curated record
GAAAAUUUUAAUCCGAGAUUUUAUAUUGAAAUAAUCAGUUCAAAAAUCUAUUUCAGUUCAUUGUUUCUGUAAUAACUUAACUUUUAGAAUCAUAUGAUCACAAAGUUUAAAACUACUUAUCCAAGAAGGCACGCUGUUGGGCCAAGCAUGGCUACUAAUAGAGAAGCCACUAUAGUCAGGCUUGCACCAGCCCCUACAACAUUGUUUGCCCACUUCCUCAAAUAAUAGCUAACGUGGGGUUGCUUCUGCAUGGAAGUAAGUUAACAGAAGUCAAACUCCUCUAAACAAUGGGGGAGCCAGGAUUUUAACAAAGGGGGUUCAAAAAUAUAAAGAAGCAGACAAACGAAGAAGCCAAGGGGGUUCAAUGUCUACUAUAUAUACAUAAAAAAUAAUUUUCACCUUGUAUAUACAGUGUAAUUUUUUGCCGAAGGGGGUUCGUUGGCUCUUACUAGCUCCGCCACUGCCUCUAAAAAUCAAAUGCCUCUAAUAAUAGCCAACGUGGGGUUGCUUCUGCAUGGAAGUAAGUUAAUCAGAAAAAAAUCAAACUCCUGAAUUAUAAAGCUGCCUCCUAAUGGUUCAUAUUAUUUGCUCAUCCUUCAAAAGAGGGAAAAUAAUAGAUAUGGAGAAAAGCAAGUUUCUAAUAAGUCUUUUUCUUAUACUUUUGUUGCCAUAUGUAAAUGCUAACUUGUCAGGGCCUAAAGCUAAGAAGCACUUUGUGCUCGUUCAUACGGCAGGACAUGGAGCCUGGUCCUGGUAUAAGAUUAUAGCAUUGAUGAGAUCUUCAGGGCAUAAUGUCACAGCUCUUGACUUGGGCGCUUCAGGGAUCAAUCCAAAGCAGGCCCUCGAAGUCCGACAUAUAUCAGAUUUCUUUAGUCCGCUAAUGGAGUUCAUGGCUUCUCUUCCUGCGCAUGAAAAAGUGGUUCUUGUAGGCCAUAGUAUUGGUGGACUCGCCAUUGCUAAAGCCAUGGAAACCUUCCCAGAAAAGAUUGCAGUUGCUGUAUUUGUCGCUGCUCUAAUGCCUGGUCCAAAUCUCAAUGCAACCACACUUUAUUUCGAGACAUUCAAUGCAGUAAUACCUCAACUUGAUAAUCGUGUUACAUACGAUGAUGGACCUACAAAUCCUCCAACCACCCUCAUCCUCGGUCCGAAGUACUUGGCAACUAACUUUUACCCGAGGAGCCCAAUUCAGGAUUUUGCGCUGGCCACUAGAGUAGCAAGGCCAAUACCUAUCCGUACGAACGAUGUUUCUAAGGAGACAGUUCUUUCAAGCAAGAGGUAUGGAUCAGUUAGGAGAGUGUUCAUUGUGGUUGUUGAAGAUAAAGUUCUAAAGAAGGAAUUUCAACAGUUGAUGAUUGAAAAGAAUCCCCCUGAUGAAGUGAAAGAGAUCCAGGGCUCUGACCAUAUGGGCAUGAUGUCUAAACCCCAUCAACUUUUUACUCUUCUUAUAAGCAUGGCCAACAAAUACAGCUAAUACUAGCUGUUAAUUAAGAAGAAUAAGAGGGGCAGGUGUAAGGCUGAGAAUAAAACUUCAGUCAAUUCACAUAUCUGAUGCAUUGAUAUGAUGAUCUCAGUUCUUUCAUAUAAGUCCUAUUACCGAGCUGGUUAAUUUGAUAUUCAGUCAUUUUCUUUCAGUUGUUAUUUCCUUUCAUUGUAAUUUCAGUGUUUGGAAUUGACAUCAAUAAACGACCUCUAUUUCCUGUAA